Molecule: messenger RNA, 1593 nt
Organism: Lutzomyia longipalpis
Lineage: Eukaryota; Metazoa; Arthropoda; Insecta; Diptera; Psychodidae
Product: facilitated trehalose transporter Tret1-like
Exons: 4
Coding region: 45-1487 (480 amino acids)
Biological process (GO): transmembrane transport
Cellular component (GO): membrane
Molecular function (GO): transmembrane transporter activity
Source: RefSeq, a predicted model, not a curated record
UGUCUUUUGAGAUUCAGUUGGAGUUUAUUAGUGCAACCGAGAGGAUGAUUUGCGUGAUAAAUCGUGGAAAAUUUAUUCAAAUUUUCGUAGCUGCAAUUGCAUGUUUUCCGGAAUUCCUUGGUGGUGUGUACACAGCAUGGACAUCCCCGAUGAUCAGAGUUUUCCUAUCUGAGGAAACUCCCCUCGAGAGUGGCCCCAUGACUAAGGAGGAGGUCUCUCUGAUGACGUCCUUCCUCUAUAUUGGAGCUUUUAUGGGUUCCUUCGUGGGUGGAUGGUUGGUGAAUGCAAUUGGGCGAAAAUGGAGCUUUAUUGUUUCCAUGAUGCUUCAACUAAUUGGCAAUACUCUGAUUAUUCUUGCCACAACGCCACUUCUUCUGUACAUCUCAAGAAUAUUCGGUGGAUUCAUCAUCGGUGCAACAUUCGUUAUUCUGCCCAUCUUCAUAGCGGAGAUUACUCAAAAAAGCUUAAGAACAACUCUUGGGAAUUUUUUCGGUUUGAGCGCCAGUAUUGGUAAUUUAUUGGGAAAGAGUUUGACGACUUUUGGCUUCUAUGUUGUACCUGCUACAUCAAUCGUGUGCGCCCUUAUCUUUAUUGGAUGCUUCAUAUUGUUUCCCGAUACCCCGGAAUAUCUUCUAUUGCGCAAUAAACCAGAAGAUGCGGAAAAAUCUCUAAGAUUCUACAGAGCUGUACCCAAAGAUAAGCCAUUCCCGGAAGAUGCUGCUGAGGAAUUUGAUGAGAUGAAGAAGGCAGUUAGUUUGAGAAAUUCCAACACUAAGGUCACCGUUAAGGACUUUAGUGGCCCGACAACAAUACUGGCCAUCAUUAUAACUUUCGUCAUGACGAGCAAUAUAAACUUUACGGGGAUUCGUCUAACAACAUCCUUCACGGCAACAAUGCUAAAGGGUACUGGAGUAACAAUUGAUAUCCCAUUGACGGACAACAUCAUCUGUGUUAUGCAAAUAUUGGGUUCCAUUGCUGCAAUCUACAUUGUUAAAUGGUUAAGAGUUCGCUCAUCCUUCCUCAUCUUCUACAUCCUGAGCAUUGGAACUUUCUUCGGUGCAGCAAUUCAAUAUUUUCUCUAUGAAAGUGGCCACGAUAUGACCCCCUACACGUGGUCUUUUGUAGUCUGCAUUGUCUUGGUUGUAGUGAUCCCAUCAACAGUAAUUAACAACUUGUCCAUGAGUGCUCCAUCGCAGAUUCUUCCGCUAAAAAUUCGUGGCUCAGUUUUGGGAUUCCUCAACACUCUAGGGCUGGGAGUGGCUUUCUUUACAAUGCAAUACUACCUCUAUCUUGUGGAUACCAUUGGGAAUUCCAUGGUAAUGGCUAUCAUGGGUUUAUGGUGCUUAUUUGCGCUACUUUUUAAUUGUUUCUUCGUCCCUGAAUUUGAGAAUAAGACCUACAGUGAGAUUGUCUAUGCACUGAACCAUAAACUACCUAGAAGAUUUAGGCUGAUCCCAGAUAGGGAGCAACCUUUGGAUCAUUCUUGAGUAUUCUAAAAAGAGUCAGUAUGAUAAUUUUGAGGCAAAGAAGAUAACCUUUGAAUAUCCUUCUGUAAUAUUUUCUAAUUCUAAUAAAAUUAUAGAUAAAAAUCAA